AGAGGCACAAACAAGCGGGAACUGAUAAACACUCCGCCGUUAACCACCACUUUCACCGCCAUCCCCUCAAAGGAAAAACUAUCAGUUAUUGCACCCACCCACCAUAUAUUAAUAUUAAUUAUAUUAUACUUAUACUCUAUAGUUCAAGUUUAAAGUUUAGUUACACCCCAAAACCCUUAAUAACAUAAAGUUUAGUUCUUUUGUGUGUGUGUGUGUGUGUGUGAGAGAGAGAGAGAGAGAGGAAGAAAUAAAGAGAGGGUUCUUCUUCGUUCUCUGUCAUUCUAUAAAAGAAGUUAAGAGUUACUGAUAUAUUAUUUCAUUAGAAAGAAGUGAUGGAACAGAAAAGCAUACUGAUAUCGGCGUUGAGUGUUGGGGUGGGAGUGGGAGUGGGGAUUGGAUUGGCUUCUGGGCAAACCGUUGGCAAAUGGGGAGCCAACACUUUCUCCUCAAACGCUGUUUCUGCUGAGAAGAUGGAGCAAGAAAUGCUACGACAAGUCGUUGAUGGAAGAGAAAGCAAUCUCACUUUUGAUAAGUUCCCUUAUUACCUCAGUGAGCAGACGCGUGUUUUGCUGACAAGUGCUGCUUAUGUCCAUUUAAAGCAUGCUGAUGUUUCUAAAUACACACGUAAUCUUGCUCCUGCAAGCAGGACUAUUCUGCUUUCAGGGCCAGCAGAACUUUACCAACAGAUGCUUGCCAAGGCUUUGGCUCAUUACUUUGAGGCCAAGUUGCUUUUGUUGGAUGUAACAGACUUUUCAUUGAAGAUUCAGAGUAAAUAUGGUUCUACCAACAAAGAAUCUUCUUUCAAAAGAUCCACUUCUGAGUCAACUUUGGAGCGGUUAUCUGAUCUAUUUGGGUCAUUUUCAAUCUUUCCACAGAGGGAGGAACCUAAAGGCAAAAUGCACAGGCCAAGCAGUGGAGUGGACCUCCAAUCAAUGGGGGCUGAAGCAUCUAGCAAUCCUCCAAAGCUCCGUAGGAAUGCUUCUUCCUCUUCAAAUAUCAGUGGCCUUACUUUGCAAAGCAAUCCUACAAAUUCAGCUCCUCUGAAGCGUACAAGCAGCUGGUCUUUUGAUGAAAAGCUUCUUAUACAGUCUCUUUAUAAGGUUCUGGUUUUUGUGUCAAAAACUUAUCCAAUUGUGCUAUAUCUGCGGGAUGUUGAUAGGUUGUUAUAUAAAUCACAAAGGAUAUAUAACAUGUUCCAGAAAAUGUUGAAGAAAUUAUCUGGACCAAUUUUGAUUCUUGGUUCACGAGUCAUUGAUACUGAUAAUGACUACGAAGAGGUGGAUGAGAAACUUACUUCCCUCUUCCCAUACAACAUAGAAAUCAGGCCACCAGAAGAUGAGUCACAUCUUGUUAGCUGGAAGUCUCAAUUAGAAGAGGAUAUGAAGAUGAUACAAGUUCAGGAUAACAAAAACCAUAUCAUGGAAGUGCUUGCAGCAAAUGAUCUUGAUUGUGAUGACCUGGAUUCCAUUUGUGUGCAAGACACAGUGGUUCUCAGUAACUAUAUAGAAGAGAUUAUUGUGUCAGCAAUUUCUUAUCAUUUGAUGAAAAACAAAGACCCAGAAUACAGAAAUGGGAAACUUGUUAUUUCUUGCAAUAGUUUGUCCCAUGCAUUGAGUAUAUUCCACAAGGGGAAAUCAAAUGGAAGAGAUACAUCAAAAUUGGAAGAUCAAGCUGUAAAAUCUGAGAUGCAAAAAGGUGAAGGAACUGCUACAAAACCGGAAGCGAAGUCUGAAAAUGCUGCUCCUGUAAAAAAGGCUGAAGCAGAAACAUCAAAUUCAGUGGGAAAGGCAGAUGGUGAAAAUUCAGUUCCGGCACCAUCAAAAGCCCCUCAAGUUCCACCUGAUAAUGAGUUUGAGAAGCGAAUAAGGCCGGAGGUAGUACCGGCAAAAGAGAUUGAUGUCACAUUCUCUGACAUUGGUGCCUUAGAUGAGACCAAAGAAUCCCUUCAAGAACUUGUAAUGCUUCCUCUUAGAAGGCCAGACCUUUUCACUGGAGGCCUUCUAAAGCCUUGUAGAGGAAUAUUGUUGUUUGGUCCUCCUGGCACUGGGAAGACAAUGCUAGCAAAGGCCAUUGCAAAGGAGGCUGGAGCAAGUUUCAUCAAUGUGUCCAUGUCUACCAUCACUUCUAAAUGGUUUGGUGAAGAUGAGAAGAAUGUUCGCGCCUUAUUCACGCUUGCAGCCAAGGUCUCCCCAACUAUUAUAUUUGUGGACGAGGUUGAUAGCAUGCUUGGGCAACGGACCAGAGUCGGGGAGCAUGAAGCCAUGAGGAAAAUAAAGAAUGAAUUUAUGACUCAUUGGGACGGGCUUUUAACCAAACCUGGAGAGCGUAUCCUUGUUCUGGCUGCAACAAAUAGGCCAUUUGAUCUGGAUGAAGCUAUAAUUAGGCGAUUUGAAAGAAGAAUCAUGGUGGGACUACCAUCUGUGGAGAACAGGGAAAAGAUUUUGAGGACUCUUUUGGCAAAAGAAAAGGUGGAUAGUGAACUUGAUUUUAAGGAACUUGCAACUAUGACAGAAGGAUAUACCGGAAGUGAUCUAAAGAAUUUGUGCACAACUGCUGCUUAUCGACCUGUUAGAGAGUUAAUUCAGCAAGAAAGGCUGAAGAGUCUGGAUAAAAAGCAGAAAGCUGCCGAGGGAAAGAAUGAAGAUGUCCAAGACAGUGAAGAAGUACAAUCUAUAGAUGCAGAAGAGGAAAGAGUUAUUACCCUUAGGCCAUUGAACAUGCAGGAUUUCAGAGAGGCCAAGAAUCAGGUUGCUGCUAGCUUUGCAGCUGAAGGGGCUGGAAUGAGUGAGUUGAAACAGUGGAACGAUUUGUACGGAGAAGGAGGUUCAAGGAAGCAACAGCAAUUGUCUUACUUCCUAUGAACAAGAAAAAAAAAAAAAUCGUAGCUGCACCCUUUCAAUGAGUUAGUGUGAGGAACAUUUCCACGAACAAGCAAUAUCUGCUGUCUAUAUAUAUUUUCCGAGAAUACCUUGCUGGCUUCAUUCCCUUGAGCUUAGGAACUAAGCUAAUAUAUCUUGGGUAUUUUUCCCAUAGGCUGCAACAACCUACCAAUAUAACUAGUUACUAAGGUAACUUAUUGCUAUUCUAUAAAAUGGUGUUUCAAAGUUUGCUGUUGAUCACUAAAAGCAGGUGGUGGUUUUAUGUAUUAGCAUUAUAUGGUGCGUCGGUGAUUUACUAAACCUGUAUUGUAUGUGCAAGAAAUAAAAAAUGUUGUGUGAUUCAAUGUGAUAGCAUAAUGCAUGUAACUUCUAAUUAAAAUUUUAAAUUAUGUUC
This is a messenger RNA of Abrus precatorius (Indian licorice), 3273 nucleotides long. Its product is annotated as putative cell division cycle ATPase. NCBI's taxonomy places the organism in Eukaryota, Viridiplantae, Streptophyta, Magnoliopsida, Fabales, Fabaceae. Gene Ontology annotation, cellular component: mitochondrial outer membrane. The transcript is spliced from 16 exons. The record is from RefSeq and is a predicted model, not a curated record. Bases 333 to 2861 code for a protein of 842 amino acids. Gene Ontology annotation, molecular function: ATP hydrolysis activity; ATP binding.